Messenger RNA from Trichomycterus rosablanca, 2670 nucleotides. It is a transcript of the gene brinp3b, whose product is annotated as bone morphogenetic protein/retinoic acid inducible neural-specific 3b. Lineage: Eukaryota; Metazoa; Chordata; Actinopteri; Siluriformes; Trichomycteridae. Gene Ontology annotation, cellular component: dendrite; neuronal cell body; cytoplasm. The transcript has 7 exons. The record is from RefSeq and is a predicted model, not a curated record. Gene Ontology annotation, biological process: positive regulation of neuron differentiation; cellular response to retinoic acid; nervous system development. Bases 1 to 2226 code for a protein of 741 amino acids.
AUGGCACGGCGCGGUGCUCUCGGUGCCAUCCUGCUCAUGCCGAUGCUGUCGGUGUUGGUGCUGGCGGGCUCCUCGGAGCGCUUAGCCUGGAUGCUGGCUGAUAAAGGACCGUUCCGACGCGCACACGAUUUCUCCGAGUUCUCCGAGCGCCACCAGCACGGAUUCUCCACCCGCUACAAGAUCUACAGGGAGUUCGGCCGAUGGAAGGUGAACAACCUGGCCGCGGAGAGGCAGGACGCGGUGCCCUUCGACCCCAACUUCAUACGCAGCGUGAGGCAGCUGGGGAGGCGGCCGAGCCUGCAGAUGAUCACGGAUAACAUCAUCAAGAAGUACGGCACGCACUUCCUGGUCUCGGCCACUCUGGGAGGGGAAGAGUCUCUGACCAUAUUUGUGGAUAAGCGGAAGCUAAGCGAGGACGGUUCUAGCGGUGGAGCCUCCAACAGCACGUUGAACCUUGAGACCCUCCAUCAGCUCGCCGCCUCCUACUUCAUCGACCGCGACAGCACGCUGAGGAAACUCCACCACCUCCAGAUCACCUCGGCAGCCAUCAAGGUAACAGAGACGAGGACCGGUCCGCUUGGCUGCAGCAAUUACGACAACCUCGACUCGGUCAGCUCGGUUUUGGUUCACAGCCCUGAAAACAGGGUCCAGCUUCAAGGCCUUCAGGUUCUUCUGCCCGAGUAUCUGAGGAGCAAGUUUGUGCAGGCGGCGCUGAGCUACAUCGGCUGUAACGGCGAGGGGCGCUUCACCUGCAGAGACAACGACUGCUGGUGCCAGUGCGGCCCCGGGCACCUGGAGUGCAACUGCCCAUGGGCUAACCUCCGUGCCCAGCAGAGCCAACUGAAGCGCACCGUCGAAGCCUGGAACCGUGCUCACCAGGAAUUUGAGCAGUCAGACGAGUUCCAGUCGUUUGUGGGCAGACUGUUGAUUCACGUCGCCCAGAAUGCAUCGUCAGUUCGGCAGGCGUGGAAGAGUAACGUGGCUCUUCUGAAGCGCUACAGGAAGCUAGAGAACGAUGUCACUUCCCUCCUGAAUAAAGCCCAGCAGAGCGCAGCGAAGCUCUUCAGCUUCAGUCGGAGGUGUCGCACGCAACCCAAAAUCCUUCUGCCCAGAGAGAGGCGUCUUGGUUACUGGCUGCAGCGCGCCCUCUCCCUGCUCUACUGUGGUGAAUCAGAGCGUCCAGGCGUCUACUCAGAGGCCACGCGCACCUGCGUGUGUCCGGGCGGUCACCUUUCGUGCCAGGGCCUGAUCCCCUGCCUGACGGGCGCUGCCGGUCGCUGUGCCUCGUGCUCACCGGAGAAUCGUACGCGCUGCUCGAGCUGCAACAGCGGCUACGCGUUAAGCCAAGGGACCUGCAGACCCGCCGCUCCGAGCCCCACCAAACAGUACCUGGGCACAGAGACGGAGCUGGCUGACUCGGAAGUGCACCGGCUGCUCGAGCGGCACGACGGUAACCUGGCUGUGCCCGGCAUCUUCGUGAGCAGUGACAUCAAACUCAAUACCUGGUUUGAACCUUCGUGGAGGAAGAGAAUGCUCCUGACUCUCAAGAGCAACAAGUCCAGGUCGAGUCGGGUGCACGUGCUGCUGGGAAUUUCCGUUCAGAUUUGCGCGGCGAAGAACUCCACGCUGGAGCCGUCGCUUUCCGUUUCCAUUAACCCGUUCGGCGGGAGUCAUUCCGAGAGCUGGGCGAUGCCUAUCAACCAAAAUGGGUACCCGGAGUGGAAGAAAACGACGGUGGAUCUUUCUCUGCGUUGCUACAACUGGACUUUAACGCUGGGCAACCGUUGGAGAAGCUUCUUCGAGACGGUCCACUUCUAUCUGAGGACUCGAAUCCAGAGCGAUAACGGUCAAGGGAACGAGACGGUCGAUUCGGACGUCACGAACACCUCGCAGAACUUCGCGUACAUAAAAAUAAACAGCAUGCAGCUGUUCGGAUACGCCGUCCACUUCGACCCGGAGGCUAUCCGGGAUCUGAUCCUGCAGCUGGACUAUCCGUACACGCACGGAUCUCGGGACUCUGCGCUGCAGGAGCUGAUGGAGAUCCAGUACCGGGUCAAUCGAUUGUCUCCGCCCGGGCCGACGCCCCUGGAUCUUUUUUCCUGCCUGCUCAGACAGCGGCUUAAACUCUCGAGCUCGGACGUGUCACGGAUUCUUCUCGCGCUACAGGCUUUCCGUGCCAAAUCUCGGUACUAUGCAGAGUACGAAGUGGCAAAACUGUGCAGCUAACGAGCGACGUCCGGAUCCAGUUUGAUGCGUCUGAAGUACGAGGGAUCUUCAAAAAGUUUUCUCACUUUUAUAUUUUGGUUGGAAUCGAAACUGAGAGACACUUAGUCUGGAUUUAACUCCAUCUGAUGACCUUUUUGGACGCUCAGAGAAGCUUUAAGGGGAAGAAGAUUUUCAUGUGAUGAUGUGAGAUCAGCGCUGCACCAAAUUCCUUUAAAAAGUUUUUAAAAGUGCGGAAACUUUUUGAAGAACCCUCGUAUGUUUUAUAUGACCAGACUCUUUGGUGGAUUGUUUGAUACAGACCGCUGUACCGUUUCUAGACAUAAUGUUUAUAUUUGACGUCAGUGGUUUCAAUAAAACACAAACAUCUCUGCACUUUCGUCAGUGUUGCCCAGUUUGAAUAAAUAAAGCGGACGAAAGCCAGCUGAAAUCAAACGUUUGUCCUCU